UUGAGCUGUACAUCCAACAGAAGGCUCCAGAACAUAUCAGGGAGAGGCGGGAAGACACAGAGCUCGAGCACAUUCAGCACAAGAGGCGGGAGAUUAAGUGUUUCCGCGAGAGCCAAAACGCAAACCUGAGCACCACGCGCUGCACUUUCAAACCGACCAGCGCAGCUCGCUAGCUGCUCCCCCCUCCGCCGUCCGCUGCUCUAUCAGACCCACGGGACUUCACUGGUUCAUCCCUAACCGGACAGGCUCAGCUCAUCCGGCCGGGAGACCGGGCGAAGCCAGGAGUAGGGGGACACUGAGGUGGAGGGGGGACAUGCUCGCUCAGCAACCCAGCAGAGUUUCUCCGAGGUGGGCCAAGCUGUGACAGAGGGCCUCUCUGGUGAGCCAACCCGCAACCCUGACCGCUCCAGCAGGCCUCACUCCCAGUCCUAACUACUGUGUGUGCCAGGACCAGGCCACCUCCAGCCCAGGCCAGACCACGUCUACCCCAGGCCAGCCCAGAGUGGGUCAGCCCCAGCCCAACCCACCUCUUCCCCAGCCCAGUUGCGGCCCAGGCCCAGGCUCCAGAAGCAUGGCCUUCACCCUGUCAGAGAUCAUGGCUGCACGGCGGCAGCAGCAGUCCCAGGCCCAGCGGGCGGCAGGCAGGGUGGCCGUGGAGGUGGAUGAAUACAGCACCAACCCCACCCAGGCCUUCACCUUCUACAACAUCAACCAGGGACGCUUCCAGCCCCCGCACGUACACAUGGUGGACCCCCUGCCCCAUGACACUCCCAAGCCGCCAGGUUACACCCGUUUUGUGUGUAUCUCAGACACCCACUCCCGUACGGACGCCAUUCAGAUGCCUUACGGUGACGUGUUCAUCCAUGCUGGAGACUUCACAGAGCUGGGCUUGCCCUCUGAGGUCAAGAAGUUCAACGAUUGGCUAGGCACCUUGCCCUACGACAUAAAGAUAGUGAUUGCGGGGAACCAUGAGUUGACCUUUGACCAGGAGUUCAUGGCUGACCUGAUCAAGCAGGACUUCUACUACUUCCCGUCGGCCUCCAAGUUGAAACCAGAGAACUAUGAGAACGUCCAGUCCCUGCUCACCAACUGUAUCUACCUGCAGGACUCAGAGGUCACCGUACGCGGCUUCCGCAUCUAUGGCUCCCCCUGGCAGCCAUGGUACUAUGGCUGGGGGUUCAACCUGCCAAGAGGUCAGGCUCUGCUGGACAAGUGGAACCAGAUCCCCGACUCCACCGACAUACUGGUCACACACUGCCCCCCACUGGGGUUCCUGGACUGGGUUCCUAAGAAGAUGCAGCGGGUGGGCUGUAUGGAGCUGCUCAACACUGUCCAGAGGAGAGUACAGCCCAAGCUGCACGUGUUUGGACACAUCCACGAAGGUUAUGGUAUGAUGACUGACGGCACCACCACGUUCGUCAACGCCUCGGCCUGCACCGUCAACUUCCAGCCCAUGAACCCGCCCAUCGUCUUCGACCUACCCAAUCCCACCAGGACCACAUGACUAGAGAAGCUCCGCCCUGCUGAGCCCCCCUCCAAUCAGGAGCCUGGUGGUGGGAAGGCAGGUAGGUGAGGGUGAAGGGCAGGUGUGGUGGUGUACUGUAUAUAUUCAAGGCUCUAAUGGAUGGUGUGUGUGUGUGUGUGUGUGUGUGUGUGUGUGUGUGUGUGUGUGUGUGUGUGUGUGUGUGUGUGUGUGUGUGUGUGUGUGUGUGUGUGUGUGUGUGUGUGUGUGUGGCACAACACACACACAUGCCCAAGUGAUGGACGAUGUGUGUGUCUAAAUAAACAGGCGCCAUUGCAAAUCCUCACUUAGCAAAUCCAUUCAUGUUAUUUUAUGUACUGUCAUUCCUUUAUUUCAACAAAAGCUCUUACAAACUGUAAAGUAAGGCAAAAGACAGACCCCAGAUGCCUCAUAUGAACAUGUCAGUUCUGUUGCACUUCUACUGCACUGACAAUCUGACCUGGCUAUCAGAUAGAGAAGAGGACAGGGGGAACAGUGUCUCCUGUGUCACUGUUUGAACUCACAGUCUUUCUCUCAGAAGAAGACACUGGAUAACUCUCAUUCUCUCUUGUUCCUCAUAGAGGACUGUUAAGUCACCAGUGGAAGUUGCUCAGUGGUGACGUUUUGACAUUGUGACAUUGUGGUCCACCCUUCAUUUGAGACCUUCGCUGGGGAGUGAUUGAACAUUUACCAGUAGGGUAUCAGAACAUUAACCCAAUGUCCAUUUUUGACUUUGUGGAGCCGUUUGCCAGCACAGAAAGGAUACCCCUGACAGUACUUUGAUAUCACACUUCCUGCACUGCAGAUUAAAACACUGCUCUCCCCUCAUCCCUUUUUCUCUUGAUCCCUCUUUUUCUCUGCACCUCUAGUUUCACUCUCUCUCUCUCUCUCUCUCUCUCUCUCUCUCUCUCUCUCUCUUUCUCUCAGGCCUUGGGCAUGGUGGUUUGUGUGUGUGUGUGUGUGUGUGAGAUCAAAGUGUGUGUGAGGGCAGCAGGAGGUCUCUGCCACGGGCUGUGUGUGAGUAUAGGUGUCAAACGUGUUGACACCACUCCCCUGGGUCUCAUUACAACUCUCAGUAAGCCUCUUAACCAGGGGAGAGGGAUCUCUUUUCUUCCCCUCUUCCCUUCUUCUGUUUUUCCCCCCUCUUCUUCCCCCCUCCAUCCUUCGUUGCAUGUGUAAUCAGCUCAUCCUCUCAUCUCUGGCUCAUGUGCCGUGAUCCUGACAAGUUUAUUUCCGAGGUCACCGGCCGGGAAGCCUGCAAGAUUUUGAUUCCGAGUACGGAAUACUGGAAAUACGUAAUAACCAACAGAGCAGAUUGGCAAAUGUGUUCGCUCCCGACCCUGUACAGAAGCAGCGGUGUCUGGAAUGUUCUCGCUGCUCCAUGGUGCCCUUUCUGCGAGAGAUGUAUCAUGGGAAUGAACGUUGAACUCUUAGUGGAUGACGAUGAGGUGUAGGCCUAAUGUACAGUAACUGAUCAAGAAGUUGGAACUGUAAAUCUACAUCACCUGUCAUUGUAAAAACAUGUUAGCAAUCAAGGAUUAUUUCAAAUGUUGUUAAAUAUGUGUGUGUGUGUUGUUAAAAAAGAAAAGGUGGUAUACCUUAUUAGGCAGUAAGAUGGUAUACCUUAUAAUAAAUAAUCUUAACAUUACAAAAGAAUGUGUGAAAAACAUGUUAUUGACAUUUAAAUUUGCAGUAUGUAUGUUUAAAAUGAUGUACAGGAAUGACAUUUACUCUCACGGGUGGCCAAUAAGAUCUAGCUGAAAACCACGCCCCUAAUAAACCACGCCUCCUGAAAAUAACCUAAGGGUUACGUUAAAAAAGACCCAGAUGCUAGGUCACCCCAGCAUGAGAGUAAAAAAUACCCAAGUGAUGGUUACAUUAACCCAUGUUUGGGUAAUCCCAACAACCCAACAUGUUGGGUCAUUCAUGCAACCCAACUGGCUUUGCCAAAAUAACCCAACAUGUGUUCUGGCCACUAUUUAAACAGCUCUAAAUUAAAUAUACUUUUUUUGAGUGCACGGGGUUAUCAGACAACCCGUGUAGCUAUUAUUAACUCUUUCAUGUUGUCAAGCAGUUGUCUGCGUAAAAAGGGUUCAUUUUUUAUCUUUCUGAAGCACUUGUGAAUGAGCGUCCUUCCUCUGCUCGUUUGGCAGCCAAAGUCUUUGGCUGAGCUCAAAGUGUGGUUAGCAUAACAAGACUACAUCCCUGUUUGAUCUCUCUGCUCUCAGACAUUAUAUAUGAACAUCCCCUCUGGCUACGUUUUAUUCACACUGGUGUUUCACUGCUGUUCUGCACAUUGUGCUAGCUGGGUUAUGUCUUAAUGGGGCAGACUAGUGGGCUGUUGUAGGAAUACAAAGACUAGGAUAGAAUGUUUACAGAUAAGUGUGUGUGAAUACUGUAUGUGUGCGUAUACCUGUGUGCGUGUGGAUAGGGCCAGGGGGUAAGCAUUCUGAGAACAUGCUUAAACGAGGGGGGGAGUCAGUGUCUGUAUCAUCUUCUUUUCUUUGAAAGGUUUCUGUAGGGGGAAAUGUCUGUUUGUUUUGGGGCAUUUUUUACUAUUCUCUUUCAACCAUAACUUUGAAAUGUCUCACUUUUUAUGCACUGUGCCUCAAUAGCUGUAUUCUGUAUUUCCUGUUUUCUUUGAAAACUCAACAUGUUUGCCGUUGUAUUUCUUGUUCGUUCCUUGGGGCAUGCUGUUCUGAAUCUAAUAACUUCUGAUGACAAUCUGCUUGAAUUGUAUAUCGUUGUUACCAUUGUUUGGGAUAUACUAACUAUUGGGAUUUUUUUUAUUGCUUUAAUGAUGUACAAUAUUAUUUAAUGUGAAAAGAAGAAAAAUCCAACCAUUUUAGAAUGGUAUUGUAUAAUGUGUUGCCCCUGGAGACAACUCUGUAAAUGUAAAAUACCUUUCUUAAAACUACCUGCUUCUGGUUUUCUGAGAGAUUAUCUACACAAAUUGAAUUAAACCUUAUCUGUGACCAAUGGA
This is a messenger RNA of Oncorhynchus kisutch (coho salmon), 4484 nucleotides long. RefSeq names its product metallophosphoesterase domain containing 1 (gene mpped1). Bases 572 to 1504 code for a protein of 310 amino acids. Gene Ontology annotation, molecular function: hydrolase activity. The record is from RefSeq and is a predicted model, not a curated record. The transcript is spliced from 7 exons. Lineage: Eukaryota; Metazoa; Chordata; Actinopteri; Salmoniformes; Salmonidae.